Dermacentor andersoni is the source of this 2666-nucleotide messenger RNA. Its product is annotated as neprilysin-1-like. Gene Ontology annotation, molecular function: metalloendopeptidase activity. Lineage: Eukaryota; Metazoa; Arthropoda; Arachnida; Ixodida; Ixodidae. Gene Ontology annotation, cellular component: plasma membrane. The record is from RefSeq and is a predicted model, not a curated record. Gene Ontology annotation, biological process: protein processing.
UGCUGCGAUCAGUCGCCGGGGGCAGUUGUGGCGCUGCCCCCUUUCGCGCCACUUCGGCAAAACUUGUUUGGCAGGCAGUAUACCCGCCUGCGUGCUUCUUUGAAUUAAACAUUCUCUUUUAUUUUUAUCUUCACAAUUUCUGUCUCUUUUUUGCAGGAUGGACACGACCGUAAGUAUGCGGCCUGCUCGCCAUCACAGUUUACACAGUGGAGAGAGUUCUCGCAAGAUUCAGAGGUUUGUUCAUGGGCACUACAUUUCGCACAAGUUUCACGGCCUCGGCAGCUCUGUGAACUGUGGCAGAAACGUUAGCAUUUAAAACAUCGGUGGAGAUUUGGCACGUAUGGCCUAACGCGAAACUGGAUGUACCCGACCUCAAUGGACUCGGGCAGGACACUUGAGCCGAAGAAGCCGCUAUGAAAGCAGCAAGUCCCCUACUGCUAGCAUGCUUAUUAACAUGGGCACGUCUUGCGCUCCCCAUGCCAGGAGACACCAGAGAAAAGGAAUACCUUGUCUGCAACACACCCGUGUGCAUCCAACGAGCCAAGCUGAUCAACGAGUCACUCAACACAUCAGUUGACCCAUGUGAAGAUUUCUACUCGUACGCCUGUGGUGGAUGGAUGAAAAACCACCCGGUUCCAGAAGACAAGUCAACGAUGGAUACUUUUACUAUACUAAGCGAUGAACUAAGGGAUACCAUUCGAGAUCUCCUAGGCAACAUUACCCUCGUUGGUGAGAACCAAACUAUAAUAGACAAGGCAGCUCUUUUCUACAAUUCCUGUGUGGCUGUACCAGAUCUUGACGAUCGACAAGAUGUGAUGUUCGAAAUGCUGAACUCUUCAGGACUUCGCGACUGGCCGAGAAUUGGCCAGGACGCAAAUAUCAGCGAGGAGUCAAGUAAUAUCACGGACGUGAUCAUCAAAACUGGAAUGUCAUCCAUCCUUAGCGUUGGUGUUUCAAGAGAUAUCCGUGAGCUUAGCAGUCACGUUAUUCAGCUUGACCAGAUAGGUUUCUCCUGGGUGGGGAGAAAUCAGCUGAUCAAUCAAACUACGAUUUACAGCAGACCAAUGAUCGCUGCUUACAAGACCGUCAUUCAAGUCACGAUGAAGUUCAUGAAGCCUAACCUUAGCGACGACAACAUCACCGAGCUUUCCGAACAGCUUCUGGCUUUUGAAGGACAGCUAGCCAAUCUGACUGCACCUCCCGAAGAAAGGCGAGACCUCACGAAAAUUUACCGUAGAACCACCAUGGAAGAACUCCAUAACAAUUUCACUUACAUACCCAUACGCGUUUUGCUCAAGAAACUCUUCAAUGAGGUAAACCUGACGCUAGCCGACAACGAGACUAUUGAACUCUAUGCAUUGGAUUAUUAUACUAAAUUAAACAACUUUCUACAAUGUGCCGACCCGAACAUGUUGUACAACUACGCUGGGCUGAAAGCUAUGCUCAGGUGGGCGGCGGCUGCAUCGAAAGAAUUCAGGAAUGCUACCUUCGAGCUAGUGAAAGUUAAAGCCGGAGUUAGCGUUCAAAAGCCAAGGUGGGAACGGUGCAUCGGUUCCGUGAAGGGUUCGAUGCCAGAGAUCAUCGGCAACCUCUACGUGCAGCACAAGUUUAGCGAGGAAGCUAAGAGAGAGGUCGAGGACCUUGCAAAGAGGCUCGUGUUAGUAUUUAAUAAAACUCUACAAACAGUUGACUGGAUGGAUGAUACUACAAGAAGCGCUGCGGAGGAAAAGUUGACAAAAAUGGGAGCAAAAAUUGGAUAUCCAGACUGGAUAAAGAACAUGACUUAUCUUGAAGGACUUUACGAAUAUGUACCGCAACUGCCACUUAAUAUUUCCUAUUUGGAAGCAGUCUACGCAGUAUCUGUGAACAACGGGAAAAAGGGUUUGUUGAAGCUGCGAAUGCCAUACGACAAAGAUUCCGAGUGGAUUGUGGGCCCUGCAGUUGUCAACGCUUUCUACAGCCCAAGUUCGAACGAAAUGGUGUACCCUUCCGCAAUCCUUCAAGACGUUUUCUAUGAACAUGGACUUCCACGUUCCCUUAACUUCGGAGCUAUUGGCAUGGUGGUUGGACAUGAAAUGACGCACGGAUUCGACGAUACAGGAAGUCAGUUCGACGCGGAUGGCGCUUUAAAAGAGUGGUGGUCGAAUCGUACUAGCGCCGAGUUCAAGCGGCGAGCUAAAUGUUUCGAGGAUCAGUACGGAAAUAUCACUGACAAAGAAGCAAACAUGACGCUCAAUGCCAAAAACACUGUGGGCGAGAACAUUGCCGACAACGGGGGCCUCCGUCUGGUUUUUGAGGCGUAUAAGAAACUUCUGGAAGACGAAUGUCACAGCAACGCCACUCGCUUGAAAGGCUUGGAACAGUUCUCUGGAAAGAAGUUGUUCUUCAUCGCAAACGCAUUGGCAUGGUGCAGCGUGAGCCGCCCACAGUACCUGAAGCUGCUAAUUCAGUACGAUCCACACAGCCCUACUCAAUACAGAGUCAACCUUCCUAUGUCGAAUAUGCCUGACUUCUCCGAAACGUUCAGCUGCCCAGCAAACUCGACAAUGAACCGGAAAGAAAGGUGCACUUUGUGGUGAGACGGAAGGGAAAUAAAGCGAGAAUGCAUUCCGGAAGUCAAGCAACUUGUAACAGUUGGCAGAAUAAAUAAAGCUGAUAGAAAUUUA